This is a messenger RNA of Mauremys mutica (yellowpond turtle), 6434 nucleotides long. It is a transcript of the gene TEF, whose product is annotated as TEF transcription factor, PAR bZIP family member. The record is from RefSeq and is a predicted model, not a curated record. Gene Ontology annotation, biological process: regulation of transcription by RNA polymerase II. Gene Ontology annotation, cellular component: nucleus. NCBI's taxonomy places the organism in Eukaryota, Metazoa, Chordata, Testudines, Geoemydidae. Bases 192 to 1118 code for a protein of 308 amino acids. Gene Ontology annotation, molecular function: DNA-binding transcription factor activity, RNA polymerase II-specific; RNA polymerase II cis-regulatory region sequence-specific DNA binding. The transcript is spliced from 5 exons.
GGGUUGUGGGCGGGAAGUGAGGGAAGCUCGCGCUCAUGAAUAAAGAAGUAAGGCGAGGCUGGACUCGCGGCGUCAGCGGCUGGCGCGUGCGCCUUGGCGGUGUCUUUCCUGGAGCGGCUGGCGCAGCCCUAAUUCGUAGCCUUCCGCUGCGGGGGCCUCGGCGUUGACACCGCUCGCCGGACAGCGGGGACAUGCCCGGCCGCGCCGCGCGCCAGGAGGCAGCAGCGGGGAGCGCGGGGGCGGCCGCCUCCGCGCAGCAGGAGCGGAGCCUGGCGGGCGCCUUCCCGCUAGUGCUGAAGAAGCUGAUGGAGAAUCCUCCGCGGGACGCGCGCCUCGAUAAAGAAAAGGAGAAGGAAAAACUCGAGGAGGAUGAAGCAGCAGCUGCCAGCACUAUGGCAGUCUCUGCCUCCCUCAUGCCUCCCAUCUGGGACAAAACCAUCCCUUAUGAUGGAGAAUCUUUCCACCUGGAGUACAUGGAUCUGGAUGAGUUCCUCCUGGAGAAUGGAAUCCCUUCCAGCCCUGCUCACCUAGGCUUGAACCAGAACCCGCUCCUGCCUGUGGCUGAGCUGGAAGGCAAAGAGCUUGCCAGUGCGUCUGCUGCCUCUCCUCCCUCAUCAUCUUCCACUGUAGUUUUCCAACCAUCUGAAGCUGCCUCCGGCACAGAAUCCUCCCCAGAGAGUGAGAGAGAGACUCCGAGCCCUGUUGAUCCAGACUGCAUUGAGAUUGAUGUAAACUUUAACCCCGACCCUGCUGACUUAGUGCUCUCCAGUGUGCCCGGUGGUGAGCUCUUCAAUCCUCGCAAGCACAAGUUUGCUGAAGAGGACCUGAAACCACAGCCCAUGAUUAAAAAGGCCAAGAAGGUUUUUGUCCCAGAUGAGCAAAAGGAUGAAAAAUAUUGGACAAGGCGAAAGAAGAACAACGUGGCAGCAAAGCGUUCCCGUGAUGCUCGGCGACUGAAAGAGAAUCAGAUCACAAUCCGAGCAGCCUUCUUGGAGAAGGAGAACACUGCCCUCAGGACAGAGGUGGCAGAGCUGCGCAAGGAAGUGGGGAAAUGCAAGAACAUUGUCUCUAAAUAUGAGACCAGAUACGGACCCUUUGACUUAUCUGAUUCCGAGUGAUGCAACUUUAAAGACUUCUAAAAACAAAGAAACUAAAAAGCACACAUGAAACCAUCUGUCUUCAGAGUGAGCAGUGAGAUGUGUGAGAGGUAUCCAGCACAAACAACUGACGGGGACACUGCCUGCAAGUACCCCAUCUGAACUGCACGGGGGCUGGCAUGAUGAAAAGUGCAAGGUCUUCUUAAUGCUGUGUAUGGCUUUCUUAUCUUUUUUGUACUAAUGUUUGUCUUCUCUCUGUAAUCAAACUACAGUAAUGUUACUUACUGACACUUGUCAAUGACACUCACAGCUCAUGUCUUUCAGUCCAAUCUGUUGAUGACUUGUGUGAAUAGUGACUCUGUUUUGAUACUUGAAUGAAAUGGGAGAAAGGAGGAUUCUAACUUAAAAUGGCUUAAACUAUAUUGUCACUGACUUUUGGGGUUAGGGGCAGUGGAAUAGGUUUUAGCUACUGCUGCAGCUGGAUUCUGACAAGCAUAGUAUCUUGUGAGGUACUGCUGGGAGUGCUGAACCAGAGGCAUCCAGGGAAAAGAGUCUAGGCGUGCAAGAAAAUGUAACAGAUUUGUUGAAGUAAACUAAAAAGCACCGUCGAGUGUGCUGUAGAAAGGGUAACAAAUAAAUCCUGUUAUAUACCCCAGAUGGCAAAUGCAGCUCCUUAACUGCUUCCUCCCGUGAUAUGUACAUUGUGGGGAGCCCACCCCCUUCACAUUUUACUUUUAAGGGGCUCUUUGUAUCCCAGUAAAACAAAUUACAUCCAUUUUCCUGUCUGCCACACCAAAAUAGGGGAGAGGUGUGUACUUCUGAGCUGCUGAGCACUGUAUCUUGCUGCUGGCCAGGCCAGUCAAUCUGUAUUGAAGCCCCAGGGGAACAGUGGCUAGCAGCUACCAUGCUCUGCAUCCUUCUCUUUUUUUCCUACUGCACUCUAAUUCCCCAAGCACCUUGGAGAAUACAUCGUACAUCUGUCUCAUGGACCCAAAAUAUCCAGCAAUGCCAUUGUGUCAUAAUGGAACAGCUUUAAAAACAAAGACCCUGGGCAUAUAUGGAGGUAGAUGAGGCACUUAGAGAGCAUUGCAGGGAUGUUGGCCCUGUAGAAAAGGGAGGAUGUCCAUGGAAGGAAAGGUGCCAUCAAUACAGCAAGAGAAUCCUAACCAGACAUCAUAACCAAAUCUAUAGGUGAAAGAAGAAAUGGAAUGGCUUAUUUCCAGUAAAAUAUUGUAGGGCUGCACUUGUAUCCAAGAUUCUGUCAAUAACAUAGACAUGAAGAGAGGAGGUUUUCCAUAUGACAAACUCUCUGCCAGGAGGCUGAUUAAUGGCAGACACCUGGUUGAUAAAGUGCUUUUGAAAGCCUGCAAAAGGAAAAGGGCCUAAAUGGGAGGCUCAGAAUCCAUUACAACUGAAAGUUAGGAGGUAUGGUUUAAUACUGUACAAAUACUGUGUCUUCAUCUUCCCCAGAGGGAUCCUGCCCUCAGAACUUCUUAGCAGGAAGGAGAAGAGGAAAGGGAGCAAUGGGGAGAAGCAGACUGUUGCAAACUUUCUUUAAACAAAGUUGUAACCAAUUAAUUUUUCAGUGUAACCUGGCAACGAUGAAUGGGCUUUAUCCAUCAAGUGCACUGCUUGAUCUAGUCUUGCAAGUGGACCAUGUGUUCAGUGUUAAAGAACAUGCUUUAACUUUUUUUCCUAAUCAGUAAGAAAUGUUAUCAAUAUGUAGAUAAUAAGAUUCUGGGAUUGUCACUCUGAAGCCGGUUAUGUCUGUAGAAUCAAUGUGAAGCGAUGGCAACAGCUACACAGGUAGUUGAGAGCUCUUUUUGUUCUGAAUAUCACCAGGUGCAGUCAUUGCUGCGAUUUGUGAUCUGUUACUAUCAUAAGUUCACAGCCAUUUUUGGCUUUUUUGCUCACACGACUUUACAAAUUACAUCCAUGGAACAACACAACUAGUACUUUUAUAAGUUGGAACUCUUAAGAUUUGCUAGGACAGUAUGUGAAAGUUUCCAAAUACCUGCAAAUGGGUUACUAUUCCAGCAUCAAAUUCCUAAAAUGUCAAGGAUAUAUUACCACCUAUAUAAAGUGCUGCAGGGCUUACACCUUGUACUGCAGACCUGAACAACCUUUUUUUGGUGGAAUUUUUUUUUUUAAAGUUUUCUAGGGCCUUGAUUUUAAAGAUGUUCAAUGUAUGUAAAUAUAUCAACAUCUUCUAGCAUAUAUUUCCAAUUACUUAGCUCUGAAUUAUUGUUUUUCCCAGCCAUGUUAACCAUUUGAAGAGAGGUGCUACUAACUGUGCCAGGUACAUCUUAAGGUAGCAAGUGCAGUGGAGGUCCAGCAGCACCAGGGUUUAGGAAUAUUGUAAAAGUACAAUCGUUGUGGCAAAAAUAUUUUGUGUAGUCAGCAGGAGAGCAGUGCUGCUGUCGAACUUCAGAUCUGCAGAGCUCCUAAACUUUACAGAACUGAAGCUCCUGGUUAUCAAAAGUCCUGAUUUUACAAAGUGUUUAGUUAUCUUAAAGCUGUGUAAAAUCAGGGUGUGUCUGUAUUGUUUUCUCCUGGCUGUGGUGGGUGAGUCCAAGACAAAGGGCAGAUGCAGAGGUCACCUGACCCAUUAACUUCAUAUUGUGCAGUAACCUAGAUCUAAAUCUUUACUGAGGAGAGAACAUUUAUUUUAGUAUUUAAGGGCUUUUCCCCUCACAGAAAUACAAAAUCUUGACCAGCUUUGUUGGUCUUAAGUAAUUCUUCUGUUGUGCAUCUACCAAAACCACCACUAAAGGUUGGGGGAAGGGACAACAAAGCUAAUAAAGUUCCUUGGAGAUUGUCAGUAUUUUUAGCCGGAUGGUUCAUUAUUCUUUAUUGUGUGGCUUUUUUAGAAUACAAACGUUUAAAGUUCAGGGGGUCACAAUGGAGUGGAGGGUUGUGAGGGAGGUAAAAAAGUAAGCGGAGGAUAAAGAGGAGUGGAAAAAACAAAAGAUAAGAUUAAGCCAAAAUACUAGGCUGAGCCAGAAUGCUGAAACUGAGGCCGACCUGCUUCUAACUUUGGGGCAGUUCGGAUCCAGAUCUCAACCCCACAGCUUGGGCUCAUACCCAAGAUGUUCACUUUAAGUGAUGGGCGCCUCCUUUUCUUCAUCAUAUUUCUUAUGAUCCAAGAUAGAGCAUGAAGGUGAAAAGAACUUGGGAGAGUGAGGGAAGGUGCUAUUAUUUCUAACUACAGUAGUUAUUAUAUUAAUGUGCUCACUAUGUCCAUUAAAUUAAGGCACUUGAUUCUGACUUGCAGAUGGCAGUAAUACUGCACUUAGCUCAUGUGGUUGCGUGAAUUGCUUGACAAAGCUGCAUCCAUAUGUGCAGCUGAGGGUGAGGUGAGGAUUUGUUUACUUACCUAAAUGGAAUAGCAGGUAGCUGGUAUCUGUCUUCUAGAGCAGCGUUGACGUAUCUGUUUGCUACUGGUCAGGAUAAUGGAAGGAUUAAUCUUCUACACUCUUAUGUGAUUUAUUGGAAUAUUGUAUUUUGUAUAACUUAGAACAUGUAAAUACACUUUUAAAAUUAAUCUGUCCUAUGAAGUAAUAAAUAGCGCUUCCAUUGUAACACCUGAAAAUUGUUAGAUGUGCUUCAUGUUGCAUGACUUGGGAUUUAUUUUUUUUCUAGAGAACUGCAGAAAUCAAAGGGAGAUUGAUGUUGUGGAGUUUUAAUUUAAUUGUGAUGCUUCCUGGUGACAAAAAUAUUUAAAAAUAAUAAACCACCCCAACCGAGAAACUUAAUUUAAUUUUUUUACAGUAGUCACUUAGGUGACAUUCAUCACUGUACUCAGACAAUCCCAUUUUCUGGAUAGUCAGUUUUGUUGUUGGCCAGUAACAUUUGGAAAGCACUCCUAUUGGUCAGUUUCAUAAAAAGCGCUGUGCGAAUCCAGAAAAACAGUAACUUUUGUUUUUUAAAUUGGUUGUGGCUUAAAUGUAGCCCUCUAACCAGACUUCAGUGUCAUUGACUGUUACUGCAACUCAGCCAUAACCUAGGUAGUUAUGUUGUGUGUACACAAAUGUAUGGUUAUCCUACUCGCACACAUUUUGGUGCGUGAAGAGCUCCAUUGACUAAAGACUUGAGUUUUCAGUGCAUUUUCACUGGAUACUGCACAGAUGGAACUUUCAGCAGCCAGUCAAAUUCUUUUUGUGUCAAUUUUAGACUAGAAGAAAACAAAAUUAAUGGUUGAGAAUCAUGGUCAAUGUGUUAGGAAGUAACUUGUCCUUGUCCUUCAAACUUUAUCUAGCACUGGGGCCCACAGCCCUGUGAUGAAACCUUUCCCCUGACAUACCUUCAGCUCACUGACUUUAACUGAUGUACAGCAGUGGCCUCCACUCCAGUAUCUGCUGCUGCAGCAUUCCAUUGAAAUAACAAUGGAAAAUUACACGGUUUUCAUAGUGGGCAGAAAUGGUGGUACAUUUUUGUAUUAUGUUCCCAAGCUGUUAAGUAACCGUGAAGCAGCUAAGUUAUGUGCAAGUUAUUCACUGGAGUUCUGUUCCUGUCAAGCUUUUUUUGGAGAAGAGGAGAGACUCUGUUUUGAUCUCAUUAGUGUUUCUGGAAGAAUCACAUUUGGUGUGUUCGGUUUACACUACAUUUUAAUGCCAGAAGCAAGAGAAUUUUGAAGUGUCCUUUAUUUGGAUCUGCAGAUGACACCACUCUAUCCCACUCAUUCAUAAGGAAAAAUUUGACUGCAGAAUGUUGUACUAACUGCAAAAUACUAUUUUUAAUAUAUAGUUUUGCUUUGCGUCAUUAAACAAUUGCUGUGUUUCACCUCUUGGGUAUCUCUGUUUUUGAGGAAGGCAAAGUAAUUCCUGUAUAUAGUUUUGUAAGUCAGUCUGUAAAAUGCUUUUCGGAUCAUUCUGGACGAAAGGCCCUAUAGAAAUGUAAAAUUGCUACUAUUUACCAGAUAUUAUCAUGUUUGUGAAACAGGUGGGUAAAGUUGUCUAUUACCAUAAAUAAUCUAGCUUCGCUAUUAAUCCUGUACCCAAAACUGCUCAUUUUGUACACACACUCUUGCAAGCUGAUUGGAGAAAAUAAAGGUGCCUGAAUUGCAGUUUAAUGAGGAAAGGGCAUUUCACUGUACACCUGGUAUCCUCCUAAAUUUCCACUUCUGACACUUUUUUUUUUUAAAUGAACAAACUGGAUUUGAAGUUUCCAAGUCUUGAAAAAUCACUUGGAAUUUGUGGGUAGUUGAAAUCCUUUCUGCUCUUGAUGACUGUUUUUUUUUUUUUUUAAAGCUUUUUUGUUUAAAAUGUAAAGUUUUGACUGUAUGAAAUUAUUAGUAUUUUUCCUUUUUAAAAAAAAUAAAGUGUAUAUUCCACUAUA